Lottia gigantea (owl limpet) is the source of this 1116-nucleotide messenger RNA. RefSeq lists its product as hypothetical. Bases 1 to 1116 code for a protein of 371 amino acids. The record is from RefSeq and is a predicted model, not a curated record. The transcript has 7 exons. Lineage: Eukaryota; Metazoa; Mollusca; Gastropoda; Lottiidae.
AUGCAACGAGCGGAAGGCUUAAGACGUAAUUCGACGUCAAUUAUCCUCAAGGCUAAGAAGAUGAGCGACGCCAAGGAACACUAUUUCAGUGAACCAAAAAAUAUGGAAAAAGCUUACCCAGAUCCAAGUCCAGGUCCAGACCCAGAUCCAAGUCCAGGUCCAGACCCAGACUCAAGUCUAGGUCAAGGUCCAGACCCAAGUCUAGGUCAAGGUCCAGACCCAAGUCCAGGUCCAGGUCCAGACCCAAGUCCAGGUGAAGGUCCAGACCCAAGUCCAGGUGAAGGCCCAGACCCAAGUCCAGGUCAAGGUCCAGAUCCAAGUCUAGGUCAAGGUCCAGAACCAAGUACAGGUGCAGGUGAAGAUCAAGGUGAAGGUGAAGGUGAAGGUCUAGAUCCAGGUCAAGGUCCAAGUCAUGGUCAAGGUCAAGAUGCCACCGGAAAAAGGAAGUGGAAAUUGGAUUUACCCAAUGAGAACGCUUACAACUUUCGAGUUGUAAGCGAUACAACCGAUGAGGACGGCUUCGUUUCGGUAGCCAUACCGAAGGAAGCCUUAGAGUAUAGAUUUGUGGAGGGAUACGGUUGGUGUGUUUGCAUACCCGAUCUUCGGGAUGUUUCACAAGAUCCCCCAACAAGUGAUGAUGAUGAUGAUAGUGAUGAUGAUGAUGAUAGUGAUGAUGAUGAUGAUAGUGAUUAUAGUGAUGAUGAAGAUGGGGAUGCUGAUGAAGAAGAAGUUCAUGUAGAAGAAGUAGGAGAAGAAGAGGAAGAACAAGAGGAAGAAAAGGAAGAAAAAGAGGAAGAAGAGGAUGAAGAAGAGGAAAUAGACGAGGAAGAAGAAGAAGAAGAUGAUGAUAAUGAAGAAGGAUUAAACUUAAUGAUCUUGCUGCUGCUGUUCGGUGGAAUUUUGAUGUCAUGCAUUAUUCCAAUGGCAUACAACUACUUCUGCCCUGCUCCAAUGGAAGACAUUACUUGGUGGCAGUCCAUCAUAGAUACAAUCUACCCACAGCCAGUUGUGGACACCUCUUGGUGGGGAACCAUCAAGAGCUUCAUUUACCCACAACCAGUCGUGGACAACUCUUGGUGGGGAACCGCCAAAAGGUCUUUCACCUGGCUGUGGUAA